Strongylus vulgaris is the source of this 426-nucleotide messenger RNA. NCBI's taxonomy places the organism in Eukaryota, Metazoa, Nematoda, Chromadorea, Rhabditida, Strongylidae. The record is from the annotation of a GenBank genome assembly.
AUGAUGCGAAAAUGCCAUCUGAACACCUGUACUGUAGGAAUUGCUACGCAGGAUCCUAUUCUCCGAGCUAAAUUCGAAGAAAAACCAGAACAUGUAGUGAACUUCAUGUUUAUGGUAGCCGAAGAGGUUCGCUACUUCCUAUCGCGAUUGGGUCUCCGCACUCUUAGUGAGGCUAUUGGACGAACAGAUCUUUUAUAUGCUAGUCGAAACCCAGUCAAUAAGAAGACUGUCGAACUUGGUGAGCUAGAGAGAGAAAUUUUGAAGUAUUUGCCGAAAAUCUCCAAACGCUAUGGCGAAGAAGGACUGAAUGGCGCAAGAUCUAUAAAAAUAACUUUAGAAGGCUCAGCCGGUCAAUCGUUUUGCGCGUUCCUCGCCAAAGGUAUUACAGUGGAGUUGGAAGGUGAUGCGAAUGAUUACGUUGGAAAG